Molecule: messenger RNA, 881 nt
Organism: Molossus molossus (Pallas's mastiff bat)
Lineage: Eukaryota; Metazoa; Chordata; Mammalia; Chiroptera; Molossidae
Product: 14-3-3 protein epsilon-like
Biological process (GO): signal transduction
Cellular component (GO): cytoplasm
Source: RefSeq, a predicted model, not a curated record
CGCUUCCAUCCACUGCGCAGACCCUGCCGGAGCCGCUGCUGCUAUGGCUGAUCGGGAGGAUCUGGUGUACCAGGCGAAGCUGACCGAGCAGGCUGAGCGAUACGACGAAAUGGUGGAAUCAAAGAAGAAAGUAGCAGGGAUGGAUGUGGAGUUGACAGUUGAAGAAAGAAACCUCCUAUCUGUUGCAUAUAAAAAUGUGAUUGGAGCUAGAAGAGCUUCCUGGAGAAUAAUCAGCAGCAUUGCGAAAGAAGAAAACAAGGGAGGAGAAGACAAACUAAAAAUGAUUCGGGAUUAUCGGCAAAUGGUUGAGACUGAACUAAAGUUAAUCUGUUGUGACAUUCUGGAUGUACUAGACAAAUACUUCAUUCCAGCAGCUAACACUGGCGAGUCCAAGGUUUUCUAUUAUAAAAUGAAAGGGGAUUACCACAGGUAUCUGGCUGAAUUUGCCACAGGAAAUGACAGGAAGGAGGCUGCAGAGAACAGCCUAGUGGCUUACAAAGCUAGUGAUAUUGCAAUGACAGAACUUCCACCAACGCAUUCAAUUCGCUUAGGUCUUGCUCUCAAUUUCUCAGUAUUCUACUAUGAAAUUCUUAAUUCCCCUGACCUUGCCUGCAGGUUGGCAAAAGCAGCUUUUGAUGAUGCAAUUGCAGAACUGGAUACGCUGAGUGAAGAAAGCUGUAAGGACUCUACACUUAUCAUGCAGUUGUUACGUGAUAAUCUGACACUAUGGACUUCAGACAUGCAGGGUGAUGGUGAAGAGCAGAAUAAAGAAGUGCUGCAGGAUGUGGAAGAUGAAAAUCAGUGAGACAUCAAAGCCAACAAGAGAAACCAUCUCUGACCACCCCACUCCUUCCCAUCCCACCCCCUCUUGGAAAUUCCCC